This is a messenger RNA of Debaryomyces hansenii CBS767, 936 nucleotides long. RefSeq lists its product as uncharacterized. Bases 1 to 936 code for a protein of 311 amino acids. The transcript has a single exon. The record is from RefSeq and is a predicted model, not a curated record. Gene Ontology annotation, molecular function: 8-oxo-dGDP phosphatase activity. Lineage: Eukaryota; Fungi; Ascomycota; Pichiomycetes; Serinales; Debaryomycetaceae.
AUGACUCAGACUUCAUACAUAGAUAUCAUAAGAAAAAUAGAUAGCUUUACCUACGAAGAGGAUGAAUUCUACUAUAAGUUGAGGGCCCAUGAUGGUUCUGCUACUUUGGGCUACAUAACACCAACAAUUUCAAAGUAUUUUGAAGACGAGCAAGACAUUCUACUUGAUGCUGAAAAAAAGACAUUAACAAUAUCCCCUUAUUUGGAUACUAUCGAGAAAAGAAAUGCUUUGUUCAGCCUGAUUGCUACAAAAUGGCGCAAGAUACCUUACUUCUCAGAAUCUCUUGAUAAGGGCUGGAGAAACGAAUUGUACACUGUGUAUAACCCUACCCACACUCCAUAUGUGCAGAUUGAACGUGCAUUCUCUGUCUUAAUUGGAGUUAUAACGUAUGGGGUUCAUAUAAAUGGAUACAUACCUCCCCAUAAAUCUUCAAACGGUAAUCUCAAAAUGUGGGUUCCUAGAAGAUCUGCUACAAAACCAACAUAUCCGGGUAUGCUUGACAAUACUGUUGCAGGAGGACUAGGUUAUCCGUAUGGUAUUUGGGAGACUGUUAUUAAGGAAUGCUACGAAGAGGCUGGGUUAGGAGAAGAUUUUGUUAACAGUCAUGUUAGGUCCGCUGGUGUUGUUCUGUAUAUCUUCGAACCGAACGGUCAUAAGGACACAGUACAACCAGAAGUAGAGUACAUAUAUGAUCUAGAGUUUGAUAAUGAAACGGAUGUUCUUCCUUAUCCCGAAGACGGCGAGGCUGAAGAUUUUACCUUGAUGGAUGUUAGUGAAGUAUUGGACAGAUUACUUAAUAAUGAAUUUAAGCCAAAUUGUGGUUUAGUAGUUACAGAUUUCUUAGUUAGACACGGUUACAUUACACCUGAAUCAGAUGAGAAUUAUCUUGAGAUCGUAUCUAGAUGUCAUAGAAUGAUGCCGUUUCCAACUAUAUAG